AGCUGAUUUUACCGGCAGAUUUGUUAAAUUGCGAAAUCUUAUUGUUCUUGAUUAUAUUACAAAAAUGUCCGAUUCGGGUGCGGAAAAUACCGAAAAAGAUGCCGAACAAGAGCAACCGGAAGAUGUUGAUUCCGCUAAGCUGCUGGAAACCACCGCUGCCCUUGAGGAGGACGAGGAACUUGCAAAUAUCGUGACCGCCGAGGAGUAUUUAAUGCGCAAGGAUGUAGUCCUUCUGGAAUACGAGAAACAAAUGUUUCUUGAUCAGGUUCAGGCUGAUGGUCUUCUGGUUUGUGCCAAGGGUCUGAGCUAUGAGCGAGUUUUAAUGAAUAUUUUGAAGGCUUACAGUGAUGCUGGGAAUCUGGUGCUGGUAAUCAACAGUUCCGACUGGGAAGAGCAAUAUUACAAAUCAAAAUUGGAAGCCAAAUACGUCCACGAAGUGGCCAACACGGCCACCGAAAGGGAACGAGUUUAUCUGGAAGGCGGCCUACAGUUUAUCAGCACCCGCAUCCUGGUAGUGGAUCUACUGAAGCAGCGUAUCCCCAUUGAGCUGAUCAGCGGUAUUAUUGUCCUGCGGGCCCACACCAUCAUUGAGAGUUGCCAGGAGGCGUUCGCCCUGCGAUUGUAUAGGCAAAAGAACAAAACUGGAUUUAUCAAGGCCUUCUCCAGCAGUCCGGAAGCCUUCACCAUUGGCUACUCGCACGUGGAGCGCACCAUGCGCAAUCUGUUCGUGAAGAAUUUGUAUAUAUGGCCACGAUUCCAUGCCACCGUUCGUGGCGCUUUGCAUCCGUGGCAGACACAAACGAUCGAGCUGCAUGUUCCACUUAGCCAGACCAUGACUGCCAUUCAAACGCACAUUCUGGACAUCAUGAACUUUCUGGUGCGGGAGAUUAAGCGGAUCAAUCGUACUGUUGACAUGGAAGCUGUUACCGUGGAGAACUGUGUAACCAAGAAAUUUCAUAAGAUCCUGCAGGCGCAGUUGGAUUGUAUUUGGCACCAGCUGAAUUCGCAGACCAAGUUAAUAGUGGCGGACCUCAAAAUUCUGCGCAGUUUGAUAAUCUCCACCAUGUACCAUGAUGCAGUAGGUGCCUAUGCCUUGAUGAAACGCUAUCGGAGUAAGGAAUAUGCAUUGAGUAACUCAGGAUGGACUUUGCUAGAUGCCGCCGAGCAGAUCUUUACGCUUUCCAGGCAGCGUGUUUUCAAUGGUCAACAGGAAUUUGAGCCUGAACCCUGUCCGAAAUGGCAUGCUCUCACGGAACUGCUAACCCAGGAUAUACCCGGUGACAUGCGCCGUAGUAAACGUACGGAGCAACCAAAAGUGUUGAUCCUCUGCCAAGAUGCACGCACCUGCCACCAGUUGAAACAAUAUCUAACGCAAGGCGGGCCACGUUUUCUACUCCAACAGGCACUGCAUCAUGAAGUGCCUGUAGGCAAACUAAGUGACAAAUAUGCUAAGGAAAGCCAAUCUCAAGGAGCUCCUUCAAAGGAGCACUCCACUAAAAAGGAGCCAGUCAAAGAGGAAGCUUCUAGUUCUCAGCCACCAUCUGCUGGGAUGGAUGAAUUGGCUCAGCUUUUAAGUGAAGCAGAGGUAGAAGGUCAGUACUACGAGGAAAGCUACAUGCUAACCAUGACACAGCCUGUACAGCUAGAGCCUAUGUCGGAUGUUAAACCCGAUUUGGAUGCCUCUAUUUUUGAAACUAUACCGGAAUUAGAACAAUUUGAUGUAACAGCAGCACUGGCAUCGGUGCCUCAUCAACCGUAUAUAUGCUUGCAGACUUUUAAAACGGAGAGAGAAGGCUCCAUGGCCCUGGAGCACAUGCUGGAGCAACUUCAGCCACAAUACGUUGUUAUGUACAAUACGAAUGUGACGGCCAUUCGGCAAUUGGAAGUCUUUGAAGCUAGGCGACGUUUACCGCCUGCGGAGAGGAUGAGAGUAUACUUCUUGAUCCAUGCACGCAGUGUAGAAGAGCAGGCAUAUCUGACCAGUUUGCGUCGAGAGAAGGCGGCCUUUGAAUUGAUUAUCGACACGAAAAGUAAAAUGGUGAUACCCGAGUAUCAGGAUGGCAAGACCGAUGAAGCCUUCACGCUAUAUAAGAACUACGAUGAUGAGUUAACGAAUGAGAAUACCAAGAGUCGUCAGGCAGGUGGCCAAGCGCCACAGACACCAAAAGAGACGCCCAAAGUGAUUGUGGACAUGCGUGAGUUUCGCUCGGAUCUGCCAUGUUUGAUUCACAAGCGUGGCCUGGAGGUGCUACCUUUGACCAUUACGAUUGGUGAUUAUAUACUCACCCCGGAUGUAUGUGUGGAAAGAAAGUCAAUCUCAGAUUUGAUUGGCUCUCUGAAUUCCGGAAGAUUGUACAAUCAAUGUGUUCAGAUGCAACGACAUUAUGCUAAGCCCAUUCUGCUGAUCGAAUUCGAUCAGAAUAAACCCUUUCAUCUUCAGGGAAAAUUCAUGCUAUCCCAGCAGACGAGUAUGGCCAAUGCGGAUAUUGUACAGAAACUGCAACUUCUAACGCUUCAUUUUCCAAAACUUCGACUCAUUUGGUCACCGAGUCCAUAUGCCACUGCCCAGCUAUUUGAAGAGUUGAAACUGGGUAAACCCGAACCGGAUCCCCAAAAGGCAGUGGCAUUGGGCAGCGAUGAGCCAACGGCGGGUGAGCAAUUGCAUUUCAACAGCGGCAUCUACGAUUUCCUGCUACGUCUGCCCGGUGUACAGACUCGAAAUAUACACGGCCUUCUCCGGAAGGGUGGCAGCCUGCGGCAAUUGUUGCUGCGUAGCCAAAAGGAGCUGGAGGAAUUGCUGCAAUCGCAGCAGAGCGCCAAGCUGCUGUACGAUAUCCUGCAUGUGGCCCAUUUGCCAGAGAAGGACGAGGUGGCCGGCUCGACGGCGCUGCUGGCAGCUGGCAAGCAAUUUGGCGCAGGAUCGCAUAAUCGCUUCAGGAAGGCAGCUGCUGAGUCGAGAAGGGGUCGUCGAUAGAUUGCAGUAAAGGGGGAGACAAAAUUUAAUAUUCAAAAAGUGGAAGCUGGAGUUGGAACAACCAGGAGCAGGAGCCUGCUGUCGAGUGCCGAGCAAACAAAAAGCGGGAAAUUAUGGAAAUUUUUUAAACGUUGCAAUUAAGUCAACUGGGGAAUGGGAUGUGGAUGCAGAUGCAGGCAGAUGCGAAUGCAGUUGAGGAUGCAGUGGACUGUCUGGCCGUCAGACAACGUUGACAAACGGGAAAAGCACUGACCGCUGGGGGGUUGCGUCUGCAAACUGUGACAGCAGCCGUGCCGCCAUCAGGGAUGAGCGCUUGAAAAUCAAUUUUCAAUAAAUUUUUAAUUGCCUCCCUCUCUCACUGGCCAUCUGACCCAUCCAACCAUCCCAAAGGAUUUCCCCUCGAACAGAACACCUGCAACAUUAACAGCCAGACCUUGUGAUACAUGCAGCUAUAAACGGAAUUUUUUAUAAACAAUUUAUUGGCCAAAGAGGCCAGUCAUAAGAUGUAAACUAACUUGAUUAAGUAAAAAGAGAUUUUCUUUUUUAAAAAGUUGAUAUGCAUAUAGGCUUUUCUUGAAUAGACUUCUAUUACAAACUGUU
This is a messenger RNA of Drosophila eugracilis, 3574 nucleotides long. It is a transcript of the gene mei-9, whose product is annotated as DNA repair endonuclease XPF. The record is from RefSeq and is a predicted model, not a curated record. The transcript has 7 exons. NCBI's taxonomy places the organism in Eukaryota, Metazoa, Arthropoda, Insecta, Diptera, Drosophilidae. Gene Ontology annotation, cellular component: nucleotide-excision repair factor 1 complex. Gene Ontology annotation, biological process: resolution of meiotic recombination intermediates; double-strand break repair via homologous recombination; nucleotide-excision repair involved in interstrand cross-link repair. Bases 65 to 2974 code for a protein of 969 amino acids. Gene Ontology annotation, molecular function: damaged DNA binding; single-stranded DNA endonuclease activity; single-stranded DNA binding.